UGAAGUCAUGCUCAAUCUCCUCCGCUGUAAACACAUCACACAGCAAUUGAAGUAUCAUUAAAAUCGAUGUAAAUUGGAAACCAAAUAAGGUUGUUCUCGGACUUACCUAUAGGUGGCACUGCUCUCCCAGUAACACCCAGGGACACCAGCGCCACUCAUAUUGGCGCCAUUUUGGAGCUAGGAGGGGGAAGAGAGCUGCAGAGGAGGACACGGCUGAUCGUUAUUCACCCGAACAGGCAGUGAGGAGCUAAAGAGGAUGGCUCACUCUAAAGCUCGAGCCACGGACGGGAAGGUGACCUACCCCCCAGGGGUCAAGGAAAUCUCCGAUAAAAUCUCCAAAGAGGAAAUGGUCCGCAGACUCAAGAUGGUCGUAAAGACCUUCAUGGACAUGGACCAGGACUCGGAGGAGGAGAAGGAGCUUUACCUGAACCUGGCUCUCCAUCUGGCCUCAGAUUUCUUUCUCAAACACCCGGACAAGGACGUGCGGUUGCUGGUUGCCUGCUGUCUGGCAGAUAUUUUUAGGAUUUAUGCUCCAGAAGCACCAUACACUUCUCCCGAUAAACUGAAGGACAUUUUCAUGUUCAUCACCAGGCAGCUGAAAGGACUCGAAGACACCAAGAGUGCACAGUUCAACAGAUACUUCUACCUGCUUGAGAAUAUCGCCUGGGUGAAGUCUUACAACAUCUGCUUCGAGCUUGAAGACAGCAAUGAGAUAUUCACCCAGCUUUACAGAACACUCUUCCAGGUCAUCAACAACGGUCACAAUCAGAAGGUGCACAUGCACAUGGUGGACCUGAUGAGCUCCAUUAUCUGCGAAGGGGACACUGUAUCCCAGGAGCUGCUGGAUACUGUGUUGGUCAACCUGGUGCCAGCACACAAGAACUUGAAUAAGCAAGCUUAUGAUCUGGCCAAGGCCCUGCUGAAGAGGACGGCGCAAGCCAUUGAGCCUUAUAUCACAAAUUUCUUCAACCAGGUGCUGAUGCUGGGGAAGACAUCGGUCAGUGACCUGUCCGAACAUGUUUUUGACCUCAUCUUGGAACUGUACAACAUAGACAGCCACCUUCUGCUCUCAGUAUUGCCACAACUGGAGUUCAAACUGAAGAGUAAUGAUAAUGAUGAGAGGCUUCAGGUUGUUAAGCUGCUGGCUAAGAUGUUUGGAGCGAAGGAUUCAGAGCUGGCUGCUCAGAACAAACCACUCUGGCAGUGUUACUUAGGCAGGUUUAAUGACAUCCACGUGCCCAUCAGGCUGGAGUGUGUGAAGUUUGCCAGCCAUUGCCUCAUGAACCACCCAGACCUGGCUAAAGACCUCACAGAAUUCCUGAAAGUGCGAUCUCACGACCCUGAGGAGGCCAUCCGUCACGACGUCAUUGUGUCUAUUGUUACUGCGGCUAAGAAAGACUUGUCUCUUGUCAAUGAUGCACUUCUCAACUUCGUAAAGGAGAGAACUUUGGAUAAAAGAUGGCGCGUUCGUAAGGAGGCCAUGAUGGGCCUGGCAUCAAUCUACAGGAAGUACUCGCUGCAGGGAGAAGGAGGCAGGGAAGCAUCCAAGCAAAUAUCCUGGAUUAAGGAUAAACUGCUUCACAUUUACUACCAGAACAGCAUCGAUGAUCGGUUACUGGUGGAGCGAGUCUUCGCACAAUACAUGGUGCCUCAUAACCUGGAGACGGCAGAGAGGAUGAAGUGUCUUUACUACCUGUACGCCACGCUGGACACCAACGCUGUCAAAGCUUUGAAUGAGAUGUGGAAGUGCCAGAAUAUGCUUCGACAUCAUGUCAAAGACCUGCUGGAUUUGGUCAAAAAACCCAAGUCUGAUGCAUCCAGCAAGGCGGUGUUUGCCAAAGUCAUGGUCAUCACAAGGAACCUGCCAGACCCUGGAAAAGCACAGGACUUUGUGAAGAAGUUGGCGCAGGUUCUGGAGGAUGAUGAGCGGAUCAGAGACCAGCUGGAAACCUUGGUCAGCCCUUCCUGCUCCUGUAAACAGGCUGAAGUCUGUGUGCGGGACAUUACCAAAAAGCUGGGGAGCCCCAAGCAGCCCAGCAACCCCUUCCUGGAGAUGGUCAAGUUCCUGCUGGAGAGGAUCGCUCCGGUUCACAUCGACACCGAGUCCAUUAGUGCAUUGAUAAAGCAGGUGAACAAGUCGAUUGAUGGGACGGCAGAUGAUGACGAGGAAGGAGUCCCCACUGACAGUGCCAUCAGAGCUGGACUGGAACUGCUGAAGGUGCUGUCAUUCACACACCCGGUGUCGUUCCACUCCGCAGAGACGUUCGAGUCUCUGCUGGGCUGUUUGAAGAUGGAUGAUGAGAAGGUGGCGGAGGCGGCGUUGCAGAUCUUUAAGAACACGGGGAGCAAGAUGGAAGAAAGUUUUCCUCACAUCAAGUCUGUCCUGCUGCCGGUACUGCAGUCCAAAGCCAAGCGUGGGCCCCCGCGCCAGGCCAAGUAUGCCAUCCAUUGUAUCAAUGCCAUGUUCACCAACAGAGACACACACUUCGCACAGAUCUUUGAGCCUCUCCACAAAGGUCUGGACCCCGCUAACCUGGAGCAGCUCAUCACUCCUCUGACUACCCUCGGUCACCUCGCCCAGCUGGCCCCGGAGCAGUUCGCCGCGCCGCUCAAAUCGCUAGUUGCCAACUUCAUCGUGAAGGAUCUGCUCAUGAACGACAGGAUUCCAGGCAAGAAGACGACAAAGCUUUGGGUUCCAGAUGAUGAGGUUUCACCGGAGACAAUGGCCAAGAUUCAGGGCAUCAAGCUGAUGGUCCGGUGGCUACUUGGAGUGAAGAACAAUCAGAGCAAGUCAGGCAACUCCACGCUGAGGAUGUUGACUGCCAUCCUGCACAGUGAUGGGGAUCUGACAGAGCAAGGCAGGAUGGGGAAACCAGACAUGUCAAGGCUGCGGCUAGCGGCGGCAUGCGCGCUGCUGAAGCUGGCUCAGGAGCCGUGUUAUCAUGAAAUCAUUACCCUAGAACAGUAUCAGCUGUGCGCCCUGGUCAUCAACGACGAGUGCUACCAGGUGCGGCAGUGCUUUGCACAGAAGCUCCACAGAGGACUGUGCCGUCUCCGCUUGCCUCUGGAGUACAUGGCAGUGUUUGCUCUCUGCGCUAAGGACCCGGUGAAGGAGCGUCGCGCUCACGCUCGCCAGUGUCUGGUGAAGAACGUGAACAUCAGGAGAGAGUACCUGAAGCAGCACGCGGCCAUCAGCGACAAGCUGCUGUCUUUGCUGCCGGAGUACGUGGUUCCCUACACCAUCCACCUGUUGGCCCACGACCCAGAUUAUGUGAAGGUGCAAGACAUCGAGCAGCUCAAGGAAAUCAAAGAGGCUCUGUGGUUCGUCCUGGAGAUCAUCAUGGCCAAGAACGAGAACAACAGUCACGCGUUCAUCAGGAAGAUGGUGGAGAACAUCAAGCAGACGAAGGACGCGCAGUCAUCAUCUGAUCCCAAAGCCAAUGAGAAACUCUACACGGUGUGUGACGUCGCCAUGAACAUCGUCAUGUCGAAGAGCACCACCUACAGCCUGGAGUCGCCGAAAGACCCCGUGCUGCCGUCCGGCUUCUUUACCAAACCAGAUAAGAACUUCAACAACACAAAAAACUAUCUCCCACCUGAGAUGAAGUCGUUCUUCACGCCUGGAAAGCCGAAGUCUGCCAACGUCCUGGGGGCCGUAAACAAGCCGCUGUCGACGGCAGGAAAGCAGAUACAGAGUAAAGCCUCCCGCAUGGAGACAGCCAGCAAUGAUGACUCCUCAUCCAACCCCGGCUCUCCACAGCGCAGCAAGACCAGGCACGACAGCACGGAGCUGGACCACAGCGAGAACGAGGAUUACGGCCUGAAGCGGGCCGACAGCACCGACAAGGACCUGGAUAAGCCUCGCGGUCGCAAGCGGGCCGUGGCCUCCAGCGAUGACCCGGACAGCAAACCCAAGCGCGGCCGCAAGAAAGCAGCGGCGGUGACCACCUCCAUGGCCGACUCUGAGGACCAGUGGGACGACGACACCAGGCCAGAGGACGAGCAGAACAGCCCGCCCAAGAAAGCUCGCCGGGGCAGACCGCCCAAGUCAGCGGCGGGCGGCGGUGGUGGCGACACCCCCGCCAAAGGGAAGAGGGGGAGGAAGAAGGCGGCUCCGCCUCCUGAAGACGACGAUGAAGAGGAGGAGGAAGAGGAGGAAAGGAUGGAGGAGGAUGAGGAGGACGAUGAUGACGUGAGCAGCGAAAAUAUGGAGGUGAAGACCAAAGGGCGAGGACGGCCACCGCGGCGAUCGCAAGGAUCUGAGUCAACAGAAUCAACACCGCAGAAGAGAAGAGGACGUCCUCCCAAAUCAGCUCAGCCUGCCGCCAAGAAACCAGCGCGCGGCGCACGGUCGAAGGCGGCAGCCGCUAAAGACGAUUCUGAGGAAGAGGAUGACGAGGAGCAGGAAGAAGAGCCAACGCCAACAAAGGGUCGCAAGAAAGCCGCCGGACGGAGAAGAUGAGCAGCUCCAAAACAGUUGGGGACAAAGACAUUGUGGAGGAUUGACGUAGGAAUGAAACGAGGACAGCGAACUUUUUAAACCUUUUCAUACGCCGACGCUCCUACUGUUACACACACACCUGCAUAUACCACAUGCACACUACAUCAGUACCUUUGUGUUAUCAGCUGUGGGUCCUUGUGUGUCGUAAUGAUGUUCACCACAUUCAUGGUUUUAAGAGAAAACAAAAAAACGAUGACACUUGUAAAUAGAUUCUUCUGUCCGUUCCAUGUUCUGUUGUUGUGUUUGAUGCUGACUGGGAGGAUGUUGUGAAGCCCACAGGUGUUGGUAAACAUGCGCCCCUCCCCUUUUUAAAACUGAAUGAGAUUACAUGCUGUUGGAAACCUUUCUUUGCUCCUUGUUCUGUACGUCCUUUUUUUUUUUUUUUUUUAAACGUGAUGAUUAAAAAGAACAAAAAUCUGAGCUGUGUCCAAAUCUAGAGUCGCCUCUGGAUUGUAGCUUGCGUGUCAUUUUUAGCUUUGUAUGAGCUGGUAGGCCGAAGUCAGGAGCAGCUGUAAGUGUUGGCUUCACAUCCGCCCAGUCACAUCUCAGUAUCAAUAUAAUUCUUUAUAAAAACCUGACGCUCUUCUUUCUCUUCAUUUUGUUAGUAGUUUUUUUGUUUUCUUGACGGGAAUGUUGACAUGUGUAUCUUCAUCUUCAGGUCUCUGUCUUCUCAUUUGACUCCAUUAUUUCAUCUAGAAGAUCUUAACUUGGCUAGUACGUUUGUCUUCCAUAAGUUUAUACAUUUAAAUACUUAUUUAUUGUCUUUAUAUAUUUAUGCAUUUUGAGUCAUUUGAUUUCGUUUGCUGACUUACAGUCAUUUCGACGAAUAUAUGGAACAAAACCCCUUGUCUAAUGACGUGCAGAUUAUUUUACCCCCUGUACAUUUUGCGUUUAAAAACGUGUACCUUUAAUAUAGUUGGGUGGUUUUUUUUUAAUUCAAAGUUCUGUUUGAAAUUGAAACGAUAUUCGAUUUUAAUUUGUGUUCUGUCACAUUAAUUUUUUUCAGAUGUGUGUUUGUUGUGACCAAGUAAAAUAGUAGAUUUGAUUUCCAGGAUUAACAAAUGUUCCGUUUCCAAGCUUCACUUC
Molecule: messenger RNA, 5587 nt
Organism: Synchiropus splendidus (mandarinfish)
Lineage: Eukaryota; Metazoa; Chordata; Actinopteri; Syngnathiformes; Callionymidae
Gene: pds5b
Product: PDS5 cohesin associated factor B
Exons: 35
Coding region: 257-4462 (1401 amino acids)
Biological process (GO): mitotic sister chromatid cohesion; DNA repair
Cellular component (GO): chromatin; nucleus
Molecular function (GO): DNA binding
Source: RefSeq, a predicted model, not a curated record